AUGUCGGAGUUUCUCAUCAACGCAGGCUCUUCACUGGACACCCAUCUGGGCACUGACUCCACCGCUCUGCAUCAAGCUUGUCAGAGGGGAAGCAUUGAACUGGUCCGGUUGGUGCUUGACCACGUUAGCCCCAGCAUCGAGGACGCCAUGGGGAAUACCCCCGUUCACUACCUACCCGAUCAUGCGCCGGAUAGAGACAGUGUCAUCGACCUCCUUUUGGCGAAAGGCGGAGAUGCAUUCACAAUCGGGCUGGAACACGAGGAAGUGGAGUAUGACCAACUGCUCCAUGUGUUCCAGAGGAACCGACGUGUGAACAUUUGGUUCCAUACCAGAUUCUACGGAGAGGAGCCGCGUGAUGACCUGCUUGUCCGGAACGACGGGCAGUGGGGGACGUUCUGGAGGCUGGAAACCGAGAAUAUGACCGUGGCAUCACCAAUUUUGUGUGGUGGUCUCGUCGCCGAAGAUGAGGACGAGGAGUUGACCGAAGAAGAAGACGAUGCUCAUUUCGAGGAAGUUGAUCGCGAGUGGGACGAAGAGACCGAUUGA
Messenger RNA from Fusarium keratoplasticum, 546 nucleotides. RefSeq lists its product as uncharacterized. The coding region runs from base 1 to 546 and encodes 181 amino acids. The record is from RefSeq and is a predicted model, not a curated record. Gene Ontology annotation, molecular function: protein binding. Lineage: Eukaryota; Fungi; Ascomycota; Sordariomycetes; Hypocreales; Nectriaceae. The transcript has a single exon.